GGAGACGCGUUGCCAUGGAAAUUCUAUUUAUCAACAAUAGUGCUUUUUAAGUGGAAAAUCAUCUGAGUUUCCGUGAAUAUGCCAAUAUUUUCCAAGAAAUUCUCCUACAAAAGUGCCCCACCGCGAAAUAAGCGAGUAUUGGAGAGUGAUUGCCCGCGGAUCCAUGAAAAACUCGAGGAGUUCAGGAAUAUUCACUUGCAACUCAGCGAUGACGGUGGCUACACUUUCGCCAAUGGCUGCUGGAGUUCCACCAGUAAAAAUGCCAAGGCAUCAGCAAGUAACAAUAAUCAGCAGCUGAAAGAGAAGAUCACAAAACUCUCCGAGGAGAACAAUCUUCUGCAGCUCAAGGUGGACAUCCUCGUGGAUCUGCUGACAGAGAACACGGUCGAGAUGACUGAGAUUAAGGAGAAAUUGAUGAAGUAGCAGCAGCAAUUUGUGAAUUGGCUCCAAAUAAAAGAGAUC
Messenger RNA from Phlebotomus argentipes, 462 nucleotides. It is a transcript of the gene Cby, whose product is annotated as protein chibby homolog 1. NCBI's taxonomy places the organism in Eukaryota, Metazoa, Arthropoda, Insecta, Diptera, Psychodidae. The coding region runs from base 79 to 423 and encodes 114 amino acids. The transcript has a single exon. The record is from RefSeq and is a predicted model, not a curated record.